This is a messenger RNA of Truncatella angustata, 770 nucleotides long. RefSeq lists its product as uncharacterized. Lineage: Eukaryota; Fungi; Ascomycota; Sordariomycetes; Amphisphaeriales; Sporocadaceae. The record is from RefSeq and is a predicted model, not a curated record. Gene Ontology annotation, cellular component: cytoplasm. The transcript has a single exon. The coding region runs from base 30 to 740 and encodes 236 amino acids.
GUGAAUUUGAGAGUUAUUAAGAAAAAAAAAUGCAGGUACAAACAGGCGCUCAGUUCAAACCAAAUCUAUACGUCCUCAGCUGGGGUCUCUACCCUCGGCGCAUUACCAUUUACCUCAAAGAGAAGAGAAUUAUUGAUCGAGUCAGCAUCAAGGAAGUUCCCGUGACCUCAACAGGCCUGGGUAGUAUUCCCGGCAAACCUCAAGGCUCCGUACCUAUCCUCGAGUAUGCGCCCGGCCAGUAUAUCCGGCAGUCUUCAGCAAUUCUCGAGUACCUAGAAGACCUAUAUCCAGAGGCGCCCUUCAUGCGCGGGACAACACCCGAAAGCCGUGCGAGAACACGCGAGCUCCUCGACCUGAGCAACGAGGCGUGCUCGUUCCUGUCCUUCUAUUUACACAACGGCAGUGCAUUGUUUUCAGGGUUCGAAAAGCAGAGCCCGGAGGCGGCCGGGCAGGCGAUGGAGAGACUAGAACUCUUGUUUUCACAGAUAGAAGACAUGUCUGACCCCGAAGGUCCUUUCUUAGCAGAGAGCGGAGACCAGCCUGGACUGGCAGAUAUUGUGGUCUUGGCCACAGUUCAAUUUGCAAAAGGCGUAUACGGCAUUGAUAUAGUCAAGAAGCACAUGCGUUUGACGCAGAUGGUGUCCGCAUUUGAGAGAAGGGAUAGCGCGAUAUGGGAUGAUGCACCGGCGGAGCUGACAAGCGUAGCGAGGAAGUUCAAUGUCAAGGACGUGGAAGUAUGACAGAGGUGCUGAAUAAACAGCCAGCGAUGG